AUGGCUGAGGAACAAAGUCAAGAAAAUUCAGAUGGAAAUGCAGAGGAAUGUAUUAUUUGUUUAUCAGAAUUACCCAAUUGCCCUUUAGAAAAUUGGGACAAUAGUUCAGUGCCUACGACUCUUUCUGCGUCUCCUAAUGGUAUCUAUGUAGCUACGCUACCAUGUCGACAUUAUUUCCACAAUCAGUGUUUGGAAAAUUGGUGUGAGGUUGCGAACACAUGUCCUCUUUGUCGUAUAGAGUUUUUCAAAGUUGAUGUAUACGAAUAUGUUGGAGGUCCUUGGUUGCGUGCUUACCCAGUUGAGGAAAAAGUACAGACAGUAGCUAAUGCUGAGGUACCAUCUGAAUUUGUGGAAUCAAAUGAAUUGACCCGCUGUGUCAUUUGUGGUGGAUCCGAACAACAGGAUGUGUUACUUCUAUGCGACGGAUGUGAUGAUGCAUACCACACUUUUUGUUUGGAUCUAGAAGAAGUUCCGGAGAACGAGUUUUAUUGCCCUAAUUGUGUUUUUUUAAAUAAUGAAAACGUUAAUACUUUGGCUUCCCGUAUUUCUCUCUCGCGUCGCCGACGAACUAAUGGCCGUGCUGCCAGAGCUUCGAGGGUUUCACAACGCCAGCAGCGUGCGUGGACUAGAGCAUGGAAUGCCAUUCGCAAUCGUACGUGGGAAAAUUUGAAUUCUGAUUUAUCUUACUAUACGCUUGAUACUGGUAUUCCCAGGCGAAAUGAAGCUUCUGACUUGCUACGGAGAAGAAUAGAAAACACUAGGCUACGGUCCACCUCAAGUGUGAAUGAUGAACAAGAGCAGCAACAACCAUUUUUGCAGACGCCCAUCACCAGUGAAUCAGAACGAAAAGCUUGGAGUGAUUUUGACGUUGUGUUGCACAGUAACCAAGACCGCUCCGGAACUGAUGGAAGAUCUGAUGAGAAGCGUUCUAUAGUAUCUCAAGAUCCGUCCCUAGCAUCUGAUGGUACAAAGAAGCUAAAAAGACCGGUUCACAGGAACCGAAAUGCCUCGAUUUCUGGUGCUCCAGGUUCUUCCUCUAAUCUGACGACGACUAAUGAUCAAGCGCGUGAGCCAUCUGUACUUGCGAAUUUAGUAAAUAACAUCAAUCGGCCGUCCUCUUCUCUAAAUGACUCUCAGUUUUUGACGAAGGUUCAAUCAAUUUUAAAACGAUCUCAGGAUGGCAGCUCAUCAAAUAGCUCGAAUGAACCACAUAUAACUCCUCUUUUUUCCAAUCUUUCUCCCCAAAGUUCUCCUCCUUUUCACUUGGAAACAUCGUCUCCAAAUUCUCACCACGUUGAUGAGUCUCCACGUGUCACUGAACCUGGUGAGAUCGUGGAUAAUAAUAUGUUAGAAAACACUACCAAAUUGCAAGCGGGUCCUCAGCCAUCUGGACGACGAGAGUUAACCAAAUCUACAAGGUUGCCUUACGAGGUGAAGUAUCGGAUAGAACGGUUAGUUAAUGCAGCAUUGAAGCCACACUAUAGAAACGCUAAAAUCACGAAAGAGCAGUUUGCUGUUUAUAACAAAAAAAUCUCGCGGUCGCUAUAUUCUUUACUUUCAGAUGGUUCUCUUUCGUUUGAAAGGACGGGUCAAUAUCAAAUAGCAAACGAGAUUCGAGAGCGGGUUGAUUCUUGUAUUCGUUCCAAAGGUGAAGGUGAUUAG
Schizosaccharomyces octosporus yFS286 is the source of this 1662-nucleotide messenger RNA. RefSeq names its product CTD-binding SR-like protein rA9. The record is from RefSeq and is a predicted model, not a curated record. The coding region runs from base 1 to 1662 and encodes 553 amino acids. Lineage: Eukaryota; Fungi; Ascomycota; Schizosaccharomycetes; Schizosaccharomycetales; Schizosaccharomycetaceae. The transcript has a single exon.